Messenger RNA from Achroia grisella, 1230 nucleotides. RefSeq lists its product as uncharacterized. The transcript has 3 exons. Bases 1 to 1230 code for a protein of 409 amino acids. The record is from RefSeq and is a predicted model, not a curated record. NCBI's taxonomy places the organism in Eukaryota, Metazoa, Arthropoda, Insecta, Lepidoptera, Pyralidae.
AUGGAAGUAAAGAGUCAGCGCUGCAGCGUUCAUACAAGUGAUUGCAUCAUUCAUGGAUAUUCCUACAAUUGUAUUUCUCCAGCCUUAAGAAAGGUGAUCCAAGACAUAAUUGCAAAAGAAGAAUACAAAACAUAUAAAGUUAAUAUAACGCAUGUUCCGUUAGAUGGAGGUAAUUAUUUAUCAACCUUAAUAACAGCUGAUAUCAAAGGAACAACUAAUGAUGAAACUAAAGAAGUAAAUAUAUUCGUGAAAAGAGUUUUAGACAAUUUUGACAAAUGUGAUAAUAUAUUAUCAAUACCGGAACUUCAUACAAGAGAAAUAUAUGCAUAUGAUGAACUGUUUAAAAUUUACAAGGAGCUGCAAGAUGAAGUCGAUGUUCCUAUUGAAGAACAAUUUAAUGUACCAAAAUACUAUGACUCUAGUAACUCCGAAUUUAUAAUAUUAGAAAACUUAACAAAGAAGGGUUUCUCUACUCAUAACAGAUUUCAGGCAGUACAGAAAACCUUUGCUAAGAUUUCAGUUCAAAAAUUAGCAAAAUUUCAUGCCUUGUCGUUUGUAACGCAGAAGAAAAGACCCCAAUACUUUCUUAAUAAAAUGCAGUCUAUUAAAGUACCAUAUGAUUUUAAUGAUGAAAUGCAAAAAAUAAUGUAUAAUUUUGCUCAGAUUGCGACUAAUAAUUUAGAGGGAAUAAUGAAAAAGAAAUUAGAGGAUUUUGUACCAAGAGUAAUGACUAAAAUGUCUGCAUCCAUGUGCGAUGACACGAAUGGUGAAGUGACAAAUAUAUGUCCGGUCGACUAUCAAUUCCUGCAUUACGGAAAUCCAAUUACGGAUCUAUUGUACUUCAUCUUCUCAGGAACUGAUCAACAGUUUCGAAACGAACAUUUGGAAGAUAUAAAGAUCUUGUAUUAUGAAACGAUGACAACAUUUCUCAGAUACUUCGAUAUGAAUAUAGAAGAUUACUUUCCAAGGGAUACUUUCGAAACUUUGUUUAAAGAAAGAUUAGAUUUCGGUCUUGUUGUUGCAAUCUGGUUAUUACCUCUGACUUUUGCUGCUGCUGAUGAUGUACCGGAUUUUUCGAAGACAUCUCCGGCCGACGUUCAAUUUAAAGUUGAUAAAGCACUUAAGUUCCGAUUGGAAGGGAUUAUCUGUUCACACUCUUCCAAGUCCAUCAUGACUAGCAUCAAUAGUAAGACAAGAAAACCAAGAGAAAUAAAAAACGACAUCAAAUGA